This is a messenger RNA of Trichogramma pretiosum, 911 nucleotides long. Its product is annotated as acyl-CoA-binding protein homolog. Gene Ontology annotation, molecular function: long-chain fatty acyl-CoA binding. The transcript has 3 exons. NCBI's taxonomy places the organism in Eukaryota, Metazoa, Arthropoda, Insecta, Hymenoptera, Trichogrammatidae. The coding region runs from base 287 to 562 and encodes 91 amino acids. The record is from RefSeq and is a predicted model, not a curated record. Gene Ontology annotation, biological process: fatty acid metabolic process.
CGGCAUUGUGUGUAGCUGUACGUGUGUUUGUUCAUGUGGCCGUGUGUGCGUGUGACAUAAGCUCAACAGUGCGCGGCGGCCGCGCGCACAGAGAAAGACGCGAGUCCGAGUCCGAAUUUCAAAUCCCGUGUAGUCAUCGUCGGGCCAGCGAUCCGCCACCUAUCCUCGGCUACGCGGCUACUCUCAGAGACUCUACUCGAAGACUCGACUCGCCGCUCUCUACGUUUUCAUCCACUCUUUUUCUUUCUUCUACCUUCACUACCAGACAUCCUUCGAGCAGAUCGUCAUGUCGCUCCAACAAAGAUUCGAUGAGGCCGCUGAGCGCGUCAAGCUACUGACGAAGCGACCGUCUGACAUGGAACUACUGGAGCUUUAUGCGCUUUUCAAGCAGGGCAGUAUCGGUGACGUCAACACCAGCAGGCCAGGGAUGUUCGACUUGAAAGGUAAAGCUAAAUGGGAUAUGUGGAACAAUAAAAAAGGCAUGAGCCAAGAAGAAGCCAAGGAAGCUUAUAUCAAAUUCGUUGAUAGACUCAUGGAGCAAUACAAGGAGGAUGAGGAAUAAUCCAUUUCGAGCUACCAUAAAUCUAUAAGGAUGCAAUUGAUUUAGUUGUGGUGCUUGGUAGGUGUCUUUGGAAAUCGGUAUUCAACUACUUAGCCUUCGCACACAAUCACUUAUACACACACUCACUCACACAUACACACACACAUACACGUACGUGCAAACUACCGUCGCAUGUUAAAUCCAUAAAUGGAUUGCUUUCCUUGUUAAAAAUAAGAAUGAUAAAUAAAUUUACACAAACAUAUAUGUUAUAUAGAAAUGACAAAGAAUGUAUAUAAGUAUUUGGUUGUAUAAAUUUUGUUUUAAAUCAUAUGGAUGUUGAAAGGAAACAAAGAGAAGAUAUUUACCUUAA